Misgurnus anguillicaudatus (oriental weatherfish) is the source of this 1186-nucleotide messenger RNA. RefSeq lists its product as uncharacterized. Gene Ontology annotation, cellular component: membrane. The record is from RefSeq and is a predicted model, not a curated record. Lineage: Eukaryota; Metazoa; Chordata; Actinopteri; Cypriniformes; Cobitidae.
UUUGACACGGAAAAACCGUGAACCAGUGAACAGCAAGAAGACAACAGAUCGCAAGCAAAAUUGAGCCAGAAAAGGACCUUACAAAAUCUAGAAGAAAAAAUGGAUCCCAGUAAGUCUUCAAAUGUGCCUCUAUCCGACUGGAAUUCGUCAGAGAAGCAGCCUGCACCACCACCAUACCACUGACAACCCAGGAUACCCUAACCCUGGAUAUCCUCCCCCAGCGGGUUAUCCGAGCCCUUCUGGAUAUCCUGCUCAACAAUACGGAGCUCCUGCCCAGCAAUACGGACCUCCAGGUGGUCAGCCAUAUGGACAGGCCCCUUAUCCAGGGCAGGCCCCUUAUCCAGGACAGCCUCCGAUCACUGUACAGCCGACUGUUUAUGUGGUGCCCACUCCUCUGACCAGUCCUUUGCCAGAUUACCUGGGUUACUCCAUUUUUACCAUGCUUUGCUGCUGUUUACCUUUAGGCAUUGCUGCUUUGGUUUACUCCAUCUCUACUCGAAAUGCAAACAUGUCUGGACAUCAACAAAUAGCAGAGAAAAACUCCAGAAUGGCGCGCAUCCUUAACCACUCUGCUCUUGGUAUCGGCCUCACCUUCUUGGUGUUGUACAUCAUCUACAUCAUCGUCAUGGUAGUCUAUGUUCAAAAACUUAGACCAUAGAGGGCCACAAUGUGAGAUUUCCAAAUAUUAAUACCACAUACAAUGUUACAAAUAUAAUUUUAUAUACACGUUUGAUAUUCUGCCUUUAAAUGUGUAAUGUAUACAGCUUUUUUACGCUUAACAUUAAUUGGUUCAGUUGAUGGGGCAUUAAGGAAUGAUUUAGCAUGUUUAUUGACUGACCAAUUUAUGUCCAGGCUUUUAUUAUCCACUGAAUUUAAACAAAUGCUUUGACUGUUUCUUGCAUUUUAACAUAAUAUAAGCUUUGUGGUAAAAGUAUCAUAACAGAGACAUUUGUUGUUUUUAAAUACAUAAAACUUCAGGUGACCAAAAUGUAAAUGCAUUUGCCAUUCACAGUACAUUCUCACUGAAUAUAACCACAUAGCUGGUUUAUUUUAUAGUCUCCUGUUAUACUGUCCUGUCCAAAAAAAUAUAUCCUAGAAUUCUGUAUAGAUCAAUUCAUAUAUUCAUAUCUGGGAUCAUCUUCAUAAUGUCCUUUAAAGAAAAUAAAAAUAUAUAUGGAAAUCGUCA